AUGCAGAGCAAAUUCGCUGUAGUUUUGUUUGCGCAGCUGAGCUGCUUGACUUGCGCGCUUGCCGAGUCUGCGAUUACGAUCCCAUGGGUUGGAUACUCAUACUCCGGGAACUAUUUCGCCGGCUACGAAGGAAAGAUCGUAGGCACUGAUGGCGACAAGACAACCUACGAGAUCAACUGCCCGGCAGACAUAACCAGCUGCAUUCCAUUAGACUCCCCUAUGACUUUUAUUGCUGGGUCCAAUACCUACGAUAUGAUUUUGAGCGACCCACUCGAAUACACUAGCUCAGGAUGCACAUUCGCAGGUGCUCCAACACCUACAACAGCCACAUGUUCAUAUACUCAAACCCUCCGACUCGGCACCUACUCAACGUCUCGCACAAACACAUACAAUGUUCCGGACAGCACCGUUGCUCGGGAAAUCUACUCGGCAACCUUAGCGAUUGCCGGAUCUACUUCCUUGGCUAGCACGGCCACGAAGACAGCGACGGAAGCCUCCGUGACGCAUGCAUCCACUACAGGUUCUUCGUCAAAUGCAGCCUCGUCUGACACCGAGGCUACAGGUGCUGCUACCAAUAUUGCGACAACCACAACCGCGAGUGGUAAUGGUGCAUACAAAACCUCUGUGCCUAUGAUGCUAAUGGGUGGCUUGAUUGCAGGUGUUGCUUUGAAUCUGUGA
Penicillium soppii is the source of this 678-nucleotide messenger RNA. RefSeq lists its product as uncharacterized. The transcript is spliced from 4 exons. Lineage: Eukaryota; Fungi; Ascomycota; Eurotiomycetes; Eurotiales; Aspergillaceae. The record is from RefSeq and is a predicted model, not a curated record. The coding region runs from base 1 to 678 and encodes 225 amino acids.